AUGUUCACAUGGCUGUUAGAGCGCAAUUCAUUCCUUCUCAAGCUGCUUCGACUGGACGGUCGCGGGGAUUACAUUUUGCAAGAUACAUGUCGAGGUGGUAUAGAAUGCCUUUUUCCUCCUCUUUAUCGGUGCAAAGAUUGUUUUACUACAGAACUGUACUGUAAACACUGCACUGUAGAGAAGCACCAUGAAAUACCGUUACAUAGGAUUGAGUAUUGGAAUGAUGGCUACUUUUCGCAUGCAACACUCAAAUUCCUUGGACUGCGUAUACAGCUCAGUCACGCGUGCGGGGAGUGUUGCUACAACCCAUCACCAGCAUUCCACGACAAUUUUGUAGUGCUGGAUAUCAAUGGUGUGCACGAGGUUGCACUUGACUUCUGUGCAUGUCAACUUGCACAAUCUCAUGCUAUUCAACUACUGCGCACACGGUGGUACCCUUCUACAACCACUGCUCCCCAAAGCGCUGCUACUCCUCGACUUCUACACCACUUCCACAUACUUUCCUUCGAGUCCAAGGCGUCUGCGUUUGAAUACUGGCAACUGCUGGCUCAUCUCACAAAUAAUACGGGAGUGAGUCCUACAAAGGAUUGCUAUGAGGCAUUGCUGAGAAUGAUCAAGCAAUGUUGGAAAUUUGCCCUUUUCCUUGCAAUUGAUGCAAACUUUCGUUUGGCAAGGAAAAAUGUUUCUUUUGAUGUUGACCCUGGUCUGAGUCGGGGCUGGUCAUAUUUUGUCGAAGAUCGUGAAUUCAAGUCGUUUCUGAAUGACGCAGGAACACUGCCUCAAGAGAAAAGCACAUGCGCAAGUCACAGCGCUGUGAAUCUUGCAGAUACAAAAAAUGCACGUGGCUUGGCAGUGACAGGUGUGGGUACAGUAGAUUGCACUCGUCACAAUCUUAAACGACUGUGUGCGAUUGGUGACCUCCAGAAGGGUGAACGAUAUGUUAACAUGGACUACCUUCUCUUCUCGACGUUGCAACACACCCGCGACAUCAUAGUUCUCAAUAUAUCGUACAACAUUGCUUGUCAAUGGAGCAAGCAUAUCUGGAAAUGCAUGUCAAGCUAUCCCUCCGCUAUUCAUUUCGACCGCACUGACAAGAAUGUUGUAUUCCUCGUCCCGAAGUUUCACCUCCCUGCACAUAUCAAUGCUUGCCAGAUCAGAUUCUCGUAUAACUUAGUGAAGGGUGUCGGCCGAACAGAUGGUGAAGCUCCCGAGCGGGGUUGGGCUAACAUCAAUCCAGUGGCCACGAGCACAUGCGAGAUGGGGCCAGGAUCACGCCUUUUGCACAGGAUAAAGACCGCUAUCCCAGAAUAUUUUAACCAAAUGCUGUCGCACGAGCGACUAAAUGAAGUCAAUGCAUGGAAGUCGUUGAUUGAAAGAUGGGAAGAAGAUAGAUCACAGCCCAAUCCUUUUGAGAUAAUGAGCAAAUCAAUGUCACAAGCUGCUGUGCGCCUCAGUCUUUCACAGAAAGAAGCCAGCGAUUUAGAACGUGGUGUCAACGAUUCACUUCACUCGGAUAUCUCUCCAAGUAUAUUGAUUUCCUCUGGCAUGGACUACGAGGAUCAACAAUGUCAUCUUCGGCGUGACCAUCGCGCCCUCAGUGUUCAUGCAACCGACCUGCAGCUCGCGAAGUUCCAGGAACGUAGCAAUGCAUUGCAGCGCAAGAUUGCUCAAUGGUGUACGAUACAGCUACUGUACUUCCCCUCAGUAGCUCAUCUUCGAUCCUCCGACAUCGAGUCUAGUAUAGAUUCUACCCAGGAGGAGAAACCCACCGAUAUUAACCUGUGGUUGCCAUCACAGAUCAGUUUCUCCAAAUACGAGUGGGAUUUACGGCGUGCUCAGGCCUUUGAUGCCCUUGAAGAUCUCCGCCGGCACCUCCGCCUUCGAACACAUCUAUACAUCAAGAACGUUGAAAUCAACGUAUCCGUGGCUGCUGAGCGCUAUCACAGAGCCUGGAACGCAUUAAGUGCUCUUGCACCUUCCCUAGCCAGGGACGCGUGGACGCCAGAGCUGCCAAACGAGUUUGGAGAGUCGAGCGGGAACCACACCUUGUCGUGGAUAUGGAAAGUGCGAGGUGUAGCUACUGCAGGGAUGGAGGGUGAGGCAGUCCUCUCAGAAGCUUUGCGAGUCGAAUGGUGUAGAUCGAGGGCCUGUGCCAACCAGUGGGUCGAAGAAGUGGAACUCCUGCUUGAAGAGAUGCGGUGUGUCAGUGCUUUUCUUGCAUGGCAUGCUGCGUGGUGGGACGAGCAGGCCACAUGA
This is a messenger RNA of Suillus subalutaceus, 2256 nucleotides long. RefSeq lists its product as uncharacterized. The record is from RefSeq and is a predicted model, not a curated record. Bases 1 to 2256 code for a protein of 751 amino acids. The transcript has 13 exons. Lineage: Eukaryota; Fungi; Basidiomycota; Agaricomycetes; Boletales; Suillaceae.